Molecule: messenger RNA, 4451 nt
Organism: Gekko japonicus
Lineage: Eukaryota; Metazoa; Chordata; Lepidosauria; Squamata; Gekkonidae
Gene: DDX24
Product: DEAD-box helicase 24
Exons: 10
Coding region: 77-2449 (790 amino acids)
Cellular component (GO): nucleolus
Molecular function (GO): ATP binding; nucleic acid binding; RNA helicase activity
Source: RefSeq, a predicted model, not a curated record
CUCCGUGAUACUCCCACGUGGUCGGAUAAUCCAGGAAGCGUCGGCAUAGAGUCUUCUGCUCGAGCUGAGGUCAGCCAUGAAGCUCAAAAGAGGAAACAAGUUUAAGACCCCAUUGAAAUUGAAGCGAAAAGGCAUCCAAGUAACGGGGCAAUGGAAACCGGUUGAGAUCGAUCCAAAUCUUUUUGCCGACGAGCAACUUGGAGGCUUGGUGUGUUUUGAAGAACUUAGAGAUUAUAAAUUGGUGGCUUCCUCUAAAGUAGGAGAAGAAACCAAAAAGAGAAAACUUGUUAGCAAGGAGGAGAACACAGAAAGCAUGGUUCCCAAAAAGAAGAGAAAGAAAGAGAAGAAUCUGGGAGAGGAGGCCUGGGGAAGCAACAAACUGAACACAGAGGAUCAGGUGACCAAGUGGGAAGACACCGUUGUUAGCCAAGUUGAGAGUGAUGCGGCAGUUGUGACGAGCCUAAAAAGAAAACAGAAAAAGAGAAAACAAAAGAAGAAAACGUGUCCUACUCAAGAGGUACCCACUGCAUCUUCUAAAAAGGCGAAAAACUGGACAGCAGAAGUUCUGUCUGCCUCGUCAGAUCCCCUAGUAGACAUGUCUGCGUGGAAAGGUCUCUUUGUUCCUGAGCCUGUUCUUCAGGCACUGGGCGAAUUAGGGUUCAGUGCUCCAACUCCUAUUCAGGCUCUGGCUCUGCCUUCUGCCAUUCGAGAUGGCAUGGAUGUCCUUGGUGCUGCGGAAACAGGAAGUGGAAAGACGCUCGCUUUUGCAAUUCCCAUGAUCCACUCCGUCCUGCAGUGGCAAGCCUCGAAUGAUUUGGCAGGGAGAAGUGACAGUAGCCUUGAAGAAGCAGCAGGUAGAGAGGAUGACGUGCCGAGCCGGGAAGUGACUGAGGAAGCAGAAGGCCUGAACCCUGUCGGGAGCGAAGCUAGCGGUGCCAUUGCUGAGGAUGACGAAUCUCCGGCAACAGGCUGCGUGAAGGUGUCGGAGGAUAUAGAAUCGGAUUUGGGUGCCAAGAAACAUGAUGAUGUACAGAAAAGCAGUCCUCUUCUGGGAUUGGUCCUAACUCCCACAAGGGAAUUGGCAGUCCAAGUCAAGCAUCAUAUUGAUGCAGUGGCCAAAUACACAGGUAUUAAGACAGCCCUUCUCGUUGGCGGGAUGGCUUCUCAGAAGCAGCAGCGAGUCUUGAAAAGGAAACCAGAGAUUGUUGUUGCGACCCCAGGGCGCCUGUGGGAGUUGAUUCAGGAGAGGCAUUCUCAUCUCUCAAGCCUCCGGCAGCUCAGGUGCUUGGUGAUAGAUGAAGCUGACCGGAUGGUUGAGAAAGGACAUUUCUUAGAACUCUCUCAGUUGCUGGAAAUGCUGAACGAUUCACACUAUAACCCCAAACGCCAGGCAUUUGUCUUUUCUGCCACCCUGACGCUGAUCCAUCAGACUCCCACUCGAGUUCUCCAGAAGAAAAAAGCAAUAAAAAUAGACAGAAAAAUCAAGCUGGAGAUGCUGAUGCAGAAAGUGGGCAUCAAGAGCAAGCCCAAAGUGAUUGACCUGACGAGAAAAGAGGCCACUGUGGAGACACUCACAGAGACCAGAAUCCACUGUGAUGUGGAAGAGAAAGACUAUUACCUCUAUUACUUUCUGCUGCAGUACCCAGGCAGGACCAUGGUUUUUGCAAACAGUAUAGACUGCAUCAAACGGCUAACCGCACUGUUGACCAUAUUGGACUGCAAUCCUUUGCCUCUUCAUGCUAAUAUGCACCAGAAACAACGACUGAAAAACCUGGAGAGGUUUGCAGAACGUGACCGCUGUGUCCUCCUCACGACUGAUGUUGCCGCUCGUGGUCUUGACAUUCCUAAUGUGCAGCACGUCCUUCAUUACCAGGUUCCUCGAACUUCUGAAGUCUACGUGCACAGGAGUGGCCGGACAGCCAGGGCUGCCAGUGAGGGCCUGAGCUUGCUGCUGAUUGGCCCUGGCGAUGUGAUGAAUUUUAAAAGGAUUUACAAGACACUGGAAAAGAGUGAAGAGCUUCCCUUUUUUCCAGUGGAAAUGAAAUACAUGACUGCUAUCAAGGAGCGGGUGAACUUGGCACGGCAGAUUGAGAAGGUGGAGUACUUCAGCAACCGAGCAAAGCAGCACAACUCUUGGCUGCAGCAAGCCGCAGAUGCCCUUGAGCUGGAUCUGGAGGAUGAGGCCCUCAUGGGAGGCCGGCCCAGUGAGCAAGAAGAGAGUCAGAAACAGAAGAUGCUGAAAGGGAUGAAGAAGCAUCUGAAGCACUUGCUGUCCCAGCCAGUAUUUAAAAAUCUGAUGAAGACCAGAUACCCAACCCAGUCUGGAAAACUGCUCUUGCCUGACCUUUCGGAGACGAGUUCCCAGUCUGCGCUGGGUGCCAUGUCAGAGGCACAAGGGAAGAAGACAAAGAAGGAGAAGAAGAAGAAGCAGCAAAGUGUGGACCUCUGAUAGGAGUGGUGCCAAGAUAAGGAACCCUUAUUCCUCCCUCUUGAGGCUGCUUCUGGCCCCCACAGUGCUCCGAUUCCCUUUAUAAACAUACCUGUCCUGCAGUGCUUGCCACCCCUACCACUGUUUCUGCUCCUGGGUACCCCUCUGAGUAGGUACAAAUACAGUUCUGCCUAUUUGGUUCUUCCUGGUUUGACGGUUUGGAUCCUUGCUGCUAUCAGUAGAGGAGGUUGCAGAAGUGGAUCUUUCCCACCUUUCUCCAGCAUCCCUCUCCCUGUGCUCCCCAUAAAAGCCAUUGCCAAGGGUCAGAGGAUCCUUCAAAACAAUGUGGCACAGGGGACUGUAGCAAGCAGGGGGGAUAAAGAGGGGAAUGGCUAAAGUUGCGCCUCCUCAUUCUCGUGAGCGCUUUUGCUCCGUUCCCGAGUCCGCUGUACUCUUUCAAAGGGGGGGGGAUCCAGUACCCCCUGCUUGCUGAAGCCUCUUAAGCUAGAUGGCAUGUUGUUUUCAAGGUUCGCCUGCCCUCCGGCAGCUGUUUUGCAGAGUGCAGGGGGAAAGCAGGAAAAGUUUCCAUUCUGCAAACUCCCUUCAUUUGCAGAAGGUUGGAUCCAGCCCAUUACACCCCUGUGGAUGUCCAGCCUCUGGUGAAUGCGAUUCUUGUAUGUCAUAUAAACACACCAUCCAGAAGGAAUAAGUGGGUGGAAAUCUUCACAUCUGUUCAGACUGACAGCCAAAACCAAGCCGGCACAGGUAUAGGUAAAGGGCGGUCUCAGAGGGAUAUCAUUUCUUUGAAGUGUGGAGCUUUGUGUCUCACUGCUGAAGAACAUCGAGAAGUCUUGUGUCAGUACAUGUUCUUUGUAUUGUUGGUUUAGAAUGCUUCUGUCAUUUUCUCCUUUGGGGAGAGGAAAUUAAAACAUGUCAAUGGGGAGAGAAAUUGUUCACUGAGUAAAGCUGAGGAUGUACUUUUAUCCUUUUUCUUGCUACACUGAAAUCUUUAUUAAAAUACUUUAAAUAUUUCAGUUUUGGAGUGGGGCUUACAUGAAUAUUUAUUAUCAGAAAAUGCUUGACAUUCCUCUGCAAAGGUGACAAACAUGAAAAAAGUUCAGGGAACUGUUGGAUGUAGUCCCUCAUGCAAUGUCUUGGUUUUCUUCCUCCUGACUUCUGUCAGCCACCAUUAACCUUUUGGUUCUAGAUUAUUCUCUGAUUUCUCAUUGCACUCAUAAUAAUGUAAAUUACAUUUUUUCUGCACCUGCCUAAUUUGCCUGCUACUAGCAAGAGCUGGAGAGGUAUUUUUAUUUAGUACAAUUGUAUCCUCUGCUUUCAAGGAGCUCAGGACAAUGUGAAUUGUUCUCCCUUCCUCCAUUUUAGUUUUCCAACAAUCUUGUGAAGCAGGCGAGGCUGAGGAAGAGUGGCUUGGAUCCAAAGUAGUGUUUCUGGAGGUCCUGGGAUUUCUGGCCUGCAUAGCACAACUUUCUCCCUUCCCACAGUGGUGCAAAAAUGACCACUUGAAAUCCAUUUCUUGGGGGGCACAGGACUCCCAGAAUCAGGCUGCUGGAGGGGUGGGCGGGAAAAUCACACUUUGUGGGUAGAAAUCCUCACCCCCCACGGAAAUGCUAGUCUGUAUCCAAGCUGAAAACUGGCUGGCUGAAGAUUGCCCAGUGAGCUCCAGGGCAGAGUGGGGAUUUGAACCUGGGGUCUCCCAGAUCCUAAUCUGACAUUGUAACCACUAUACCACACUGGCUGCCUCAUUUUGCUGUUCUGCAGCUGAUCUCUGUUUUCCAGUGACAGACCACCAAACAAGCCAGGACUAAGCCAAGAUAUCCACAUCUAGACAAAGAUUAACCACAGCUAUGACAAAUCAUACGGCAAAGGCUUCCUUGGGAAGUGGUGGGCUCUCCUUCUUUGGAGGUUUUCAGAGGCUAGAUGGCCAUCUGACAGUAGUGCUGAUUCUGUGUACUCAGGCAGCAGGAAGGAUCGCAUCAGUGCUUAGUUCUUGUGGACCUUUCUU